UUGGACCCGAGAUCCGAAACGGCUCCUCUCUCUCAAAAUUUUUGAAAAUUUUCUCCGGGAGUCGUCGAUCAUGGCUCCAACACCACCGUGAAUCGGGGAGCGUAGCUUCUUCUCCCAGAUUUUCGGCAUUUAUUUGUCUAGAGUUCUGGUCGGGAAAUUUUGUUGUCGAUUCUCAGAUAUGGAAUUCACUGAAGCUUACAAGCAGACGGGUCCUUGCUGUUUCUCGCCUAACUCUCGUUACAUCGCCGUGGCCAAUGAUUAUCGUCUCGUGAUCAGGGACACGUUUUCAUUUCAGGUUGUGCAGUUGUUUUCUUGCUUAGAUAAGAUAAGCUACAUAGAAUGGGCCCUUGAUUCCGAGUACAUUCUCUGCGGCCUCUAUAAAAGACCGAUGAUUCAGGCCUGGUCAUUGGCACAGCCAGAAUGGAUGUGCAAGAUUGAUGAAGGUCCGGCAGGUAUCGCAUAUGCUAGGUGGAGCCCAGACAGCCGUCACAUUCUCACGACAUCAGAAUUUCAAUUGCGAUUAACGGUUUGGUCUCUCUUGAAUACGGCUUGUGUUCAUGUUCAAUGGCCAAAGCAUGGCUCGAAGGGGGUUGCAUUCACACGGGAUGGGAAAUUUGCUGCAGUCUGUAUACGGCGUGACUGCAAGGACUAUGUAAACCUUUUGUCCUGUCAAUCAUGGCAAAUAAUGGGUAGCUUCGCUGUUGACACCGUAGACUUAGCCGACCUUGAAUGGUCACCUGAUGAUAGUUCUAUCAUAGUGUGGGAUUCGCCUCUUGAGUACAAGGUUCUAAUCUACUCACCAGAUGGUCGAUGUUUAUUCAAGUACCAAGCAUAUGAAUGUGGACUGGGUGUGAAAACUGUUUCAUGGUCUCCAUGUGGUCAAUUUCUUGCCAUUGGAAGCUAUGAUCAGAUGUUGCGGAUUCUGAAUCACCUUACUUGGAAAACUUUUGCUGAGUUUGUGCACCUAUCUACAGUACGGGCACCUUGUCGUGCUGCCAUUUUCAAGGAAAUUGAUGAACCCUUACAGCUUGAUAUGUCGGAGUUAUCAUUGGACGACAACUUUAUGCCAAGCAAUUAUGACGGACCAGAAGGCCAUCUAAGUGUCAGGUACGAAGUCAUGGAGUUACCCUUAACCCUUCCCUUCCAGAAGCCUCCUGCUGACAAGCCUAACCCGAAACAAGGAAUCGGGAUUCUUGCUUGGAGCAAAGACAGUCAGUACAUCUGCACACGGAACGACAGCAUGCCAACCGCUCUAUGGAUAUGGGAUAUACACCGGCUCGAGGUCGCGGCCAUAUUGGUCCAGAAGGAACCCGUAAGAGCCGCUGCGUGGGACCCAAUAUGCACCCGUCUCGUAAUCUGCACUGGAAGCUCUCACCUUUACAUGUGGACUCCUUCGGGCUCAUACUGCGUAAGCAAUCCUCUCCCCGGAUUCUCCAUUUCCGAUGUCAAGUGGGAAAACCCUAAUUUCGAUGGAAGCUGUCUCCUCCUCAAAGACAAGGACUCCUUCUGUUGCGCUGCCGUUCCACCUCUGCCUGAGUCCAGCGACUACAGUUCCGACGGGUGAGGAUCUGAUUUAAGAUUUUUAAUGUUUUCUUGUAUCAGUUUGUUGUGUUGUCUGUUUUGGUUCUAGGAGUGUUAGAACUCUGACUAUUUUAACGAUUUUUAUGUAUAAAAAGCCUUUGCUGUUGAUAAUGGUCAUUUCGGUUCU
Tarenaya hassleriana is the source of this 1708-nucleotide messenger RNA. RefSeq names its product WD repeat-containing protein WRAP73. Gene Ontology annotation, biological process: microtubule anchoring at mitotic spindle pole body; protein localization to mitotic spindle pole body; mitotic sister chromatid segregation. The record is from RefSeq and is a predicted model, not a curated record. The transcript is spliced from 7 exons. NCBI's taxonomy places the organism in Eukaryota, Viridiplantae, Streptophyta, Magnoliopsida, Brassicales, Cleomaceae. Gene Ontology annotation, cellular component: mitotic spindle; MWP complex; microtubule organizing center. Bases 179 to 1564 code for a protein of 461 amino acids. Gene Ontology annotation, molecular function: protein binding.